GCUGUAGAUUAAAACACAGGUGUGCGAGGGGUCGAUGUUAAAUGGUCUUUGAAUACGUAAAUUGCGCUCACGGUAGGACCGUGCAUAUCGCCAUAGAUUGGAGCCGCGCUCACAGCUCGUAGACGUUCGGUUUAUUUGAAUUUCGAAUACUGUUUAUUCCAAUACUUUCAAAUAUUAAGUGUUAAAUUAUUUUUAAUUUUAUUUAAUAAGUGGCCAGUGUGUUUUGGAAUCAUCGAAAUUGGACUGUGACGAAUGAAUUAGCAACAUGACCCUCUCAACCAGCCGGCAGCAGUUCCUGGCUUACGAGUCUCAAACACCAGAAGCCAUUCAAUAUGGCAGAAAAGGAGGAAUAUUUGUGUCCUAUUGCGUCUGCGUCACUUUAGUACUGUUUUGUAUUAUAAUUGGAGUGAUUGUGGGCGUUAUUGUUCAUUUCCUCACUUACAUAAAGCUUUCACAACAACCAGUAGACUUUUGGGAUGAAAUGGAACCAUUUGGUCAGUCAGCGUCUCCAUCACCAGACCUCAGACUACCAACUCAAGUAGUGCCAAGCUUCUACAGACUGAAACUCAAAGCUGACUUAGACAACUCAACAUACUCUGGCGACGUAUUCAUAACGAUACAGGCGAGCAGAAGUGUGAAAGAGAUUAUUUUACAUUCUAAGAAUCUUACAAUAAGCAGUGCCAAGCUUACGGAGCAAAUAUAUGAGAAAGUUGAAACUGUACAUGGGAAAGUCAAACGUGAUGUGAGUGAAGCUACUACGGCUCCACCAGAAAAUGUAACGACAACUGAAGUCCCUACUACGGUAGAGGUUGACCAGAAUGCAACAGUAGCUAAUGUUACCGAGUCUAUAGCAGCUGUCUCCAAUGAUACAGUUUUAAGAACAGUGACCACAGCUGUACCUGAGCCCGUUGAUACUGAGAUCACCCGCAGUGCUGUACGGAGUAUUAAAAUAGUAUCAAUUGUAGAAGGGACUGGAGACAGGCUGCUUCUGCUGCUGGAGACGGGGCUGAAGGCUGAUGUGGACUAUAUACUACAGCUCUCCUUUGAUGGAUUCAUCUCUAACUCUCUUACUGGAUUUUAUAAGAGUACUUACAUUAAUGAUAAGCAUGAAGUCAAAAACCUUGGAGUCACACAAUUCGAGCCAACAUCAGCUAGGUCUGCAUUCCCUUGCUUCGAUGAACCCGCGUUCAAGGCCAAAUUCGAAAUCAGCAUCGCUCAUCCAGAGAACAUCACUGCGCUGUCUAACAUGAAGGUUGUGACUCAGGAACCUAUCCCCGAGCAGCCCGGCUGGCAGUGGACCCACUUCGACAGAUCAGUUCGUAUGUCAACCUACCUCGUCGCAUUCGUCCUAUCUGACUUCAAAUCCUUAGACACCAACUACACGAGCAAAGACAACAAGACCAUUCCCAUCAAGAUCUGGACGCGUCCCGAACUGGUGGCUAAAGCCAAGUACGCCGCGUCCAUAACGCCAAAACUCCUUGCGUACUAUGAAGAAGUGUUCGGAGUACCAUAUGCCUUGGAUAAGAUGGACCUGAUCGCGAUACCUGACUUCUCAAGUGGAGCUAUGGAGAACUGGGGUCUUGUGACAUUUAGAGAAACAACCCUCCUGUUUGAUGAAGCGGAGAGCGUGCCCAGAGACAAGCAGAACGUGGCCAUAGACAUAGCGCACGAGCUCGCUCACCAGUGGUUCGGUAACCUGGUCACCAUGAAGUGGUGGACCGACCUCUGGCUUAACGAGGGAUUCGCGACCUAUAUCGAGUAUGUGGGGGUUGAUCAUGUGGAACCCGAAUGGAAGAUGUUCGAAUCCUUCUCCCGAGACAAAAUGGACCUCCUUCGUUCAGACGCCUUGAAGAACACAUCUCCCGUGUCUCGUAUAGUUAACGAUGCUUCGGAAAUAUCGCAGAAGUUUGAUGAGAUAUCGUACACAAAGGGGGCCAAUCUCAUACGUAUGCUGAACCACACGAUAUCUGAGGACUUGUUCCAUAAAGGAUUGGUGGUUUAUUUGAAUGAUUGGAAGUUUGCAAACGCCGAAGAGAAUGACCUAUGGUCAGCGAUGGCUAAGGCCACAAUAUCGGAGCCUACCCUAAAGGACCUCAAUGUGGUGGACUUCAUGAACUCCUGGACCAAGCAGGCUGGUUACCCCGUAGUCAAGGUUAAUAGGAACUACGCGACUGGGAAAAUUGAGUUUGAACAGCGCCUAUUCUCCUCAGCCAAAGAGCCCUACCCGAAGAUGGUGGAGCAGCUGUGGCACAUCCCCAUCAGCUACGCCGUGGUGGAGGCCCCCCCUCACACCUGGAGCAGCCAGCCCAGGACCUGGCUCAAGGGACGGUUCAGCAUUGUGGACGACCAGAUCAAUGACACUCAGGCGCUAUAUGUCAAUGUUGAUGCUAUUGGAUACUACAGAGUUAACUACGACAAGAAGAACUGGGAACUUCUCAGCGAGGUCUUAAAAGCCGGUCAAAUACAGUCACCUAUAACCAAAGCACAGUUAAUCGACGACGCGUUUAACCUCGCCAAAGUCUCUCAGUUAAACUACAGUUAUGCGUUAGGUUUAACCACCUACGUGAUAAAUGGUGAAGAUUCUAAGUUAGUCUGGGACUUACUGCUCAAUAAUAUGGCCUUCUUGAGGUAUAAUUUGAGAUCUACGUCCGGAUAUGUUUAUUUCCAGGACUACAUGAGAAUAAUCCUAGCUACGCAGUUAGAACGCGUGAACUACGGCCUCCGCAAGCCGAAGGACGACAACGAAGCCUUCCUCAUCGAGAACCUCGUCAUGUGGGAGUGCUACGUGGAGUCCCCGCGAUGCCUCGCCUGGGCCCGGGAACAGUUCGACAGCUGGAUGAAGCAGGACGACCUUACUAAUAACCCCAUCCCUAGCUACCUGCGCUCGCUGGUGUACAGCAUGUCGCUGCGCGGGGGGGGGCGGCGGGAGUUCGACUUCCUGUGGGGCGUGUUCCAGAACUCCAGCGACCCCAACGUCAAGAGCCUCGUCAUCAACUGUCUGCCCAGUACGCGCGAGGAGGCGCUCAUCACCAUGUUACUAGAAAAGUCUCUAACCGAGAUACCAAAGCAGUACGCGGUAGCUGCCUGGAGCGUGGAGCCACCGCUAGGGUCCAGGAUAGCGCAACAGUUCCUCAUAGACAGGUUCGACGAGGUCUACACCAAGUUCACUGACAUGGACUCGUUCAUGUUCCCCGCUGUGCUCAGCGGGUCCUUCGGGUUCAUUACUACGGAGGAUGAGCUGGAUAGGUUGAAGAGUUUCGCGUUAGAACACAAGGCGCAGCUGCUGCCGAUGUCGCAGACGCUGCAGAAGCUGGUGGACACGGCCGAGCUGCGGAUACAGUGGGUGCACAAACACGCCGACGAGAUCAACCUGUGGUUCAAGGACUUCGUUACUAACUACAACGCCACGUCGCCCGCCCCGGCCGGCGCGCCGCCCGCCCCGGCCGGCCCCGCCCCGCCCGUGACGUCACCAGUGCCGCGCCCGCCGCCUAGGGGGGGGGGAGGGGUGGCAUACUACUGGGUAUUAAGAUAUUAG
This is a messenger RNA of Trichoplusia ni (cabbage looper), 3535 nucleotides long. Its product is annotated as aminopeptidase N-like. The coding region runs from base 266 to 3535 and encodes 1089 amino acids. NCBI's taxonomy places the organism in Eukaryota, Metazoa, Arthropoda, Insecta, Lepidoptera, Noctuidae. Gene Ontology annotation, biological process: proteolysis; peptide catabolic process. The record is from RefSeq and is a predicted model, not a curated record. The transcript has 15 exons. Gene Ontology annotation, cellular component: cytoplasm. Gene Ontology annotation, molecular function: metalloaminopeptidase activity; peptide binding; zinc ion binding.